Molecule: messenger RNA, 486 nt
Organism: Nymphalis io (European peacock)
Lineage: Eukaryota; Metazoa; Arthropoda; Insecta; Lepidoptera; Nymphalidae
Gene: ND-B15
Exons: 2
Coding region: 87-437 (116 amino acids)
Cellular component (GO): mitochondrion
Source: RefSeq, a predicted model, not a curated record
AGUAAAAAUUGUCAAAAUCAAUUGACAUUGACGUUCAAUAACCUGCAAACAUUGGAUGGUCUAUAAUUUUCUUAAAGUGUUCAAAAAUGGCUGAAAAAUAUGGAAUAUCUGAAUCUGAGUAUCAAAUCAUAUUAAAACAAGCCGCUAGGCGUGCUGAAAUGAGAAAAGAAUUUCUAAAACAAAGAACUAACCCUUGGAAAAACGCUGCUGAAGCUGGAUAUGUUUUCGAUGAUGCUCACCAGAGAUUCGUGUCUAUGAAAGUUACUCAGGUCGAGUUCUUUCAACCAAAUAGGAGGACAGCUUUAUUCGGUAUUUGCAGUAUCAUAAUUCCCAUGUUUACAUACGGAUAUUUAAUUUAUAAUGAACGUAACGGCCGCGAACAAAAGAUUAGAUCAGGAGAACUUCGCUACAAGGAUAGAUUGUUCAAGCUGUGUUAGAUGUUUUAAAAACAUUCAAUGUUUAGAAAUAUAGCUUAUGGUCAUUAAA